GCUAGCCAUUAUACUGUCUGAGGCUAUGUGUUGCUCAAGGCAUACAAUGUUCUAAGGAACUGUUUAAUCCUUUUACUAUGAGGAGACUGGGGGGGGGGUUGUAACAAAGGAACCACGAAAAAGAGAUGACACAUAAGUGAUGUAGUCAGUUUCAUGUAUGACCACUUCCUUCCUGACCUUGAAAUUCAAUUGUGUGAAGAAAAGUAGUGCUAUAAUUAUACAACUUGCAUUAGAUUUGAGAGUAGUCUCCUAGGUAAAAAACAAAACGACCAAAUGCAGGUCUCCCAAGCUGCUGUGGAAACUCUCUGGAUCCUUAAUUGUCAUGCUCCUACUUGAUGGGAAUGUAGAUCUUAAUCCUGGGCCAACUGUAGGAGAAGUGUGCCCAGAUCGACAUCAUCCACCAGCACUCGUGGAGAACUUAUGUCCUGGUUUGGAUAGUAUUAGACUGGGACAAGAAUUUACUGUUAACUACAAUCUGCGUUCCUUUGAAGCUGACAGACUGGACACAGAGCUGGGGUUUGACAGAAACCAACGGUUAUACAUCUGACGAGUUUGCUGGAGCAACUGUCUGAGCUGAGCAGGAAUAUCUUCAAUUCCAUGGAGGUAAACCAGAGGGUUGAGAGCACUGUUCAGACACACAAGGCCGCGACUUAUCUCAUGAGCAAUGUAGACUCCAUUAAACCAUUCAUAGCAUAUUCCCUGUUUGGACAGAACUCUUGCUAAGAGGUUCAGGUUCUUGAAUACAUGAUGGGGAAUGUAACAAACAGAGAAGAGAAGAAUCAAGAUGAACAACAAUUUCAAACUUCUCUGUUUCUGUACCUUGUCAGUGGUAUUUGUGUGGCAGAGAAUGACAAUCACAUGUCCAUAACAGCCCAGUGUGAUGAGGAGUGGGAUGCAAAACCCAGUGAGUGUCCAUCCAAAGCUGUAUUUCAGUACCUUGUCAGUGGAAUUUGUGUGGCAGAGAACGACAAUCACAUGUCCAUAACAGCCCAGUGUGAUGAGUGGGAUGCAAAACCCAGUGAGUGUCCGUCCAAAGCUGAAUGUCAGUACCUUGUCAGUGGUAUUUGUGCGGCAGAGAACGACAAUCACAUGUCCAUAGCAGCCCAGUGUGAUGAGGAGUGGGAUGCAAAACCCAGUGAGUGUCCAUCCAAAGCUGUAUUUCAGUACCUUGUCAGUGGAAUUUGUGCGGCAGAGAACGACAAUCACAUGUCCAUAACAGCCCAGUGUGAUGAGGAGUGGGAUGCAAAACCCAGUGAGUGUCCGUCCAAAGCUGUAUUUCAGUACCUUGUCAGUGGAAUUUGUGCGGCAGAUAACAACAAUCACAUGUCCAUAGCAGCCCAGUGUGAUGAGGAGUGGGAUGCAAAACCCAGUGAGUGUCCAUCCAAAGCUGUAUUUCAGUACCUUGUCAAUGGUACUUGUGCGGCAGAGAAUGACGAUCACAUGUCCAUAACAGCCCAGUGUGAUGAGGAGUGGGAUGCAAAACCCAGUGAUUGCCCGUCCAAAGCUGAAUUUCAGGUAAUCCUCAACAUGGCUCUUAUCGGUGGUAUCAUAACAUUUCCCAGUGUUGUUUCCAGAUGCUUUGCUGAACAACAUAUCAGGAAGACUUUGAACGCUCACCAGCAGCCAACCAUGACAGAGAUAGCUACAGAGUGGGUGACAGUUAUUCUUCCCAUCACUCUCAUUGGAUGGACAAUGGCCAGGUACCUGUACACACUUAUACAGGAGUGUGUCACAAGCCCAAAAGUGUUGGUCUGACAAUAAAGUGUUACACUGGAGUUUUGACCCCCCCCAGACUUUUUACCCUUCUCCAUGCACCUUGGAACUAGAUGUCAGGAUGUCUCACAAAUGUCAUCUGGUCUGACUGGAAAAGCCUCCAGCAGCCAAAUGGUCCAUUGGUUAGGGGAUGCUUGGUGAUGCAUAAGGUUUCUCUCACUGUCCGGCCCACGAAUCAGUCGGUGAAGUCUUCACUAUUAUGAAUGAAUCUGUGCUCAUCAGGGCCUGUAUCCCCACAGAGCAGGGUUACUGUAAGGUGAGUAUGGGCAGUUGUUAUGACAAACACAUGAGUGAAUCAUCAUCACAGCUCGCUGUAGCAGUCUACCGGUGGGGCAUCGGAAGGUCACCUCAGCAGUGGUGGUUUGAUAAGGCGUGCAGCAGCGAGAGUCAGUGCACUGUCCGCAGUACUGGAGCUGAUAGGCACGAGUGCUGUAGCAGCCCUGGUGAAUGAGCCGAAUGGGACCUGGUGAUGUGUAGCUGGCCUUGCACCACCUCUGCCUUCCCCUCUGGGAAAAAGCAUGCAAAAACAAACACAUGCAGAGGCAAGUCAGAAAAAAAUGCCAGUAAGCACUGCGAUGAUUUGGGGGAUUUGCAGGUCAAAAGAUUCCAACGUCAAUGCAAGGCUAGGUUUGAAAACUUUGAAAAGUGAAGUUUUUCAGGGUACAUAUAUCCAACAUUUCAGCAGUGGUAUUUCAUUGUGGAGUAGGUGCAAACUACAUGUUAAAAUAUAGUUAUUAAAACUACAGCUGUAAAUUCAGUUUUCACCUAGAUUAAUCUAAUUGCACUGACCUGCAAAUUACCAAAUCAGUGUUUUACGGGGAGUACAGUUUAAGUCAAGUAACUACAUCUGAGCUGCAGAGAUAAUACCUGAUCAGAAGUGACAAUGACAUGUUUUUCAUUAAUUCACAAACAUGGCCCUUUGGGAGGGCAAGGAGGCUGGAUGAAAAUCAUUUAACUACAUCUAAGCAUGGCAAGACUUGCUUUUGCAGUCAGUAGAACACCAGAGUUCAUUAUAAAUAUCACUCAGUUCUUGCCUUUUUUCAUGGGUUAAAUUAGAAAUUUAAAGGUGCCUUGUGGAGUUUCCUUGUAAACAAACAAAAGUUAUGUUUACAUUAGUGUUUCUCACCAAAACGCAUCGUGUGUGUCCUUCAGGUCAAACAAGGUGUGUUGAAUGCAUUUCCUUCAUCAUAAAACAUUUGCAAAGCAAAUAUUUUAAAUUGAAUUGUACAUUUUCACAGCCAUGUUUGAUUGCAAGAUGCUUCAUUGCUACCUUUCUUUGUGUGUUUCCACCAACAACCGGUUAUCAGCGGAAAAACCAACGGCAAAAAUGUGAAUCACAUUUCCUCUAUACUCUGUUCACGUGUGCUCUAGAGAGUACACAAUAAAACAAAGCAGACAAACUCUUAAAAAAAUUGCUCCUUAGUGGUACUAGGAGUCAAAAACUCCACAGGGUAACUUUAAGACAGCUAUGCGUCUGAGAAAUCUUUGUAAAAGUCACUUUUGUUCUUUCUAAUCACAAUAAACCUUGUUAUAUGCA
Molecule: messenger RNA, 3310 nt
Organism: Micropterus salmoides (largemouth bass)
Lineage: Eukaryota; Metazoa; Chordata; Actinopteri; Centrarchiformes; Centrarchidae
Exons: 10
Coding region: 745-1755 (336 amino acids)
Source: RefSeq, a predicted model, not a curated record